Penicillium robsamsonii is the source of this 216-nucleotide messenger RNA. RefSeq lists its product as uncharacterized. Lineage: Eukaryota; Fungi; Ascomycota; Eurotiomycetes; Eurotiales; Aspergillaceae. The transcript is spliced from 2 exons. The record is from RefSeq and is a predicted model, not a curated record. Bases 1 to 216 code for a protein of 71 amino acids.
AUGUCCGGUGCUCUUGUCGAGCACGCUCAACACGUAGUACCAGCAAUUCGUAAUGUUUCUGCCUUAGUUGCCGCGGAGAAUAAACCAGAUGAUGCAAUGCUGGACCCUGAUGAAGAAGCUGGCAUGCCGAUAAAGAAUGUGCGGACGAUGAACGGCGAGAGGACGGUGGAAGUGGAGAUGGCAUUCGGUUGCGAUCUGUUACGUGGUCAGUCAUAA